AUGGAGAAAAUCCAAGCUCUUCAAAAAGAGUUAAAUUCCUUUCAAAAUCAAAUUGAAAAAUGCGAAAAAGGAUCAGAAUUAUCAAAUGAUCCGAAAAUUCCACAAAAAAUUGCAGAACUCAAGAAAUCAAAUAAUUUUGAUCAUAUAAGCAACUACUUUAAUGAACUAGCAUACCAAGGAAAUAAGGAAAUGAUAUCAAUUGCGUGUAAUGAAGGACUUUGGAAAAAGACAUUUCAAAGAUCUGAUAUUGAUGAAGUAGAGAACGUUCUUCAUGUUGCAUGUGAUAAAGGUAAUCUCCAGCUUGUUAAAUAUAUGAUUGAAUGUGGAUGCGAUAAAGAAGUAAGAGGAACUAUGAAUGGAGACACUCCACUCAUUCGUGCAGCACGAAAUGGUCAUCUUGAAAUUGUUAAAUAUCUUGUCUCUGUUGGGGCCAAUAUAGAAACAAUGAAUAAUGAAGGAAAUACUCCACUCGCAGUUGCAUCGUCACUUGGAAAUGUUCAAGUUACCAAAUAUCUUUGUUCUCUUGGAGCUGAUAAAGAAGUAAAGAAUGAAUUUAGUCAGACUCCCCUCAUUUUGGCGGCAAUGAAUGGGCAUGCAGAUGUUGUUCAAGAUUUUAUCACUAAUGGAGCGAAAACAGAUGUGAAAGAUAAAAAUGUAUAUACCCCACUCAUUUUGGCAAUAAUAAAUGAUCAUCUUGACGUUGUGAAAUGCUUCAUUCACCCUCCAAUAAAUAAAAAAUUAAAGAAUAAAGAUGCAGAAACUUCACUCAUGAUUGCAUCAGAAAAGGGUCGCCUUGAAAUUAUGAAGUAUCUUAUCUCUAUUGGAGUUAAUAAAGAAUCAAAGGAUAAUGAUAAAAACACUCCAAUCAUUUUGGCAUCGCAAAAUGGUCAUUUGGAAAUUUUUAAAUAUCUUAUCUCUAUUAAAGCUAAUAAAGAAGCAGAGAAUAAACUUGGAUAUACACCGCUCAUUUGCGCAUCACAAAAUGGUCAUUUGGAAGUUGUGAGAUAUCUUAUCUCUAUUCAUGUCAAAAAAGAUGCAAAGGAUCAUAAUGGGUGGACUGCACUUAUAUGGGCAUCAAAUAAUGAUCAUUAUUCAAUUGUUCGGGAACUUUGUGAGAGUGGAGCAUAUAUAGAUGCAAAUUUGUCUCAUAAGCAGACUGCAUUAUCUGUUUCCAAAAAUGAAGUUAGAAAAUAUCUAAUUUCUCGUGGAGCCAAAUAA
Trichomonas vaginalis G3 is the source of this 1218-nucleotide messenger RNA. RefSeq names its product ankyrin repeat protein family. The transcript has a single exon. Bases 1 to 1218 code for a protein of 405 amino acids. NCBI's taxonomy places the organism in Eukaryota, Parabasalia, Trichomonadida, Trichomonadidae. The record is from RefSeq and is a predicted model, not a curated record. Gene Ontology annotation, molecular function: protein binding.